Molecule: messenger RNA, 2475 nt
Organism: Plasmodium gonderi
Lineage: Eukaryota; Apicomplexa; Aconoidasida; Haemosporida; Plasmodiidae
Exons: 7
Coding region: 1-2475 (824 amino acids)
Biological process (GO): microtubule cytoskeleton organization
Cellular component (GO): cytoplasmic microtubule
Molecular function (GO): microtubule binding
Source: RefSeq, a predicted model, not a curated record
AUGCCUGCUAUAGGAGAAAAAAAUUACAGCAAUCACACAAACACAUUCAUAGACGACGCAAGAAAUUACAAAAGAAAAUCAAUUGACGAGCACGAUGAUUGCUCAUUUGUUGAAGAUUUAUUUUAUCUAAAUAAAGAAAGAAAAGAUGUACAAAAGGUUCACAAUGAAAAUUUAUUUGUUAAUGUCGAACUAGGUUCAACUCGAACCAAUGCCAUAGGUCUAAACUUAGUAAAAAAUAACAACUCUGAAGAGAAUAAAAUUAAGGAAUCAAGUGAUUUUAAAAAUUAUCAACAUUAUGGUAAACUAAAUGAACUUAGUUUAGAAUCCCCUCUGAACGAAAUUCAGAGGUAUCAGUUGACGCUACUCAAGAAAAACAAUCCAUCAUGUCCCAAAGUACCGAAAUCUAUAAGCACCAAUGAUAACAUCGAUAAUUGUGUCAAAAAGAAAAGUAUUCCAGAAGAAUCAGAACUUGAGACGGACAAUAAUCAAGGAAAAAUAGAUAUUUCCAUGAAGGAAAAUACCCAUUACUUAAAUAAUUCUAAUCAAGGCAAAAUUCAAGAAAGACACUUACUAAUUAAACCAAGACGAAAUUAUAACGACUUGCAUUCCAUCCAAAUGGAUGACUCCACAGUGAACAAUCAAAAUGUUCACACAUUGAAUGAAAAUGCACAUGAAGAGAAAAAUACACUAGUGAAUAAAAGUAGCCAUUUCUUGAAUAGCUAUGAAAUUCCAGUAAUUCAUGAAAUGAAAAAGAGUGACAAAAAUGUUCAUUCAAAGAAUACACUACAGUAUGAAAAUAAAAACAGUAGCACUAAAAAUAACGGAUUUACAAAUAAAGUUGUAAAUAACAAUUAUGACCUGAAAUAUAUAAUGCCAAAAUGGCAUAAUGAAAUCAUCAUGUGUGAAAAAUCAAAUAAUCAAAAAACUGAAAAAACAAGUAAAGUAAAAGAUAAUCUGCUGGAUGAUUAUGGAUUUAAAAAAGGUAGUUUUGUAGGUAUGGAUAAUUUAUUUGAGAAUUCCAAUUUUACUAUACAGAAAAGAGAAUCAAAUGUGAAAGAAAAGAAUACUAUAAAUCACCCAACUAGCGAAUAUCUUGAAAAGAAGAAAGUUGAUAUACGUGACACAUGUGACACAUUUGACACUUCGAAAACUAGCACUAAGUCUGACGAUCAUUGUGUAAUUUACAAGAGAGAAAGACAUGAAAACCAAAAAAUAAAUGCAGAACUAACUAAAAGCAAAGAAAUUCACACAUCUCAGUUCUCUCAGAAGGGUAUUAAUUACCGCAACUCCAGAAUGGAUGAAGAUAUAUCUCCCUUGCGCAACAGUGUUACUACUUCCAAUAGGAUUACUAUUACCAGUGCUAGUGGCACAGCUAACUGCAGAAAUGAAAUAAAAAUCAAACAAAGUAAUGAGCAACCUCCCCAUAUGAAUUCCAACAAUUUGAAUAGAAAGAACAAUCAGUUCGACACAAACAUGGUGAAUUUUCAUAAACAUGAAGACGGAAAAGAAAACAUUGGAGUGUUAUGUAAAGACAAAACUAUAGUACCCAAUUUGAAAGUGAAAGAUAAGCUUAAUCCACAUGAGAAAGAAAUAAAGGGAAUAUCAAGAAACACUACGCCUAAUAAAAAUAUGAAUAAAAGUAUACCAAAAUGUUUAAAUGUUAGCUCUAAGAUAAAAAAUGAAAAAUCAGUAACCUAUCUAACAUAUGAUGAUAUAACAGAUUUUGAAUAUGAACUGAACGUUGACAAUAUAAAUGACAUUAUAAACAACCUGAUAGAAAUUACAAAAGAUCAAGAAUGGACAAAGCAAAUAGAAAAUUUAAUUAAUUUAAGAAAAAUUUUAAAAUUUCAUCAUAAAUUAUUUUUUGAUAAUCAUGUAAAAGAAUUAAGAAAAAUAUCCCGCUCAAUCAUUGAACUAUUAAAUAGCCCUCGGUCGUGUGUGUCAAAAAAUGCACUACUGUGUUUAUCAGAGUUUUAUUCAAUUGGCAGAAAAAGAAUGGAUUGUACACUAGAUGAUGUUAUCCUACCAUGUUUAAAAAAGGCCCAUCAAACAUCCACAGACUUUUUAAGCAAUGCUGCUAACAAUGCACUUUUAUCUAUAUGCAACUCGUGUACAGAGAGCAAGCUCAUUUUACACUUUGUUAAGAUAAUUACCUCAAAACAGAAAACAUACAACCUGAUAUGUCUUAAAUGUCUAAUUGCUGUGAUAAUCAAGUUUGAAGAGAACAUUUUCAAGUUUAAGGAAAUUAACAAACUAGUUGAAGCCCUUUUUGAGUGUACGACAGGUGGAAGCGCAGAAAUGAAAUGCACUGCAAGAGUAGCUUUGGUGGUUCUGGACAAUAUAUGCCCAAUCAAGAAAAUUGGAAACAAAUUUCACAUUCCCGCUGAUAAAAUAAAAAAGAUUGAGGGUUUAACGGACAGAACAUCCGAAAGUGAAAUUGAUUCAGUGUUAGGGAAAAUAAAGUUCAGUGAGUAA